Molecule: messenger RNA, 1065 nt
Organism: Lentinula edodes (shiitake mushroom)
Lineage: Eukaryota; Fungi; Basidiomycota; Agaricomycetes; Agaricales; Omphalotaceae
Exons: 2
Coding region: 91-798 (235 amino acids)
Source: RefSeq, a predicted model, not a curated record
GCGAGGAAAGCUACAGCAAAUUCCUCGUCGCUUCACUGAAACAGCCAUCGCACAAGAGCCUCUCGACUUUGACUCGUCGUCUACCUUGCGAUGACUAGCCACAACUUUCGUCACUGUCAGACUAAAGACAUGGAACCGAAUUUGUACCAAUGGUGCCCUUGCACCAUACAUGAAUCCCCUAGGCAGCCUUUACCGCCACCGACGCGAUCACGAGAGUCAUCGUUGACUAUUCGCUCUUCAGUUGGACCACCGUCACUGGCUUAUUCUCAUUCAUCUGGCAGCUCGGACUCGAUGAGGUCGGCACCUCCAACACCUCCGCCUAUUGAACCAUAUCGAUUUAAGGCGCAGGCCAAUGUUCACCUAUUUCAGGGAAGGCAUAGGCCUAACGACAAUGUUGGUCCUGUGUAUGGUUCAGCCCGUCACGGAACCACUGCCAAGCCCAAAGUACUUAGCGUAUAUGAGCCACAAGCGCGCAAACCCGGCCAUCGAGUCUUUGUUUUAGCACGCGAUCGCGAUAAACAGUCGACUAUUCCCAACAAACCACUAGUCCGUUGCACCCCAACGGUAAGUCCCACUGAAUGUUUCCGACAACAACACCUAAUAUACAUGCUUGUAAAAUUUAGGAUAAAUUUUCCAAACACGUAUAUUACGCGCAGAGGACGGGAUCCCAUCCCACCCAAGAGUCCCUGCCAUCCAGGCCCAAUGUCGUCCUGUCCAGCUGGAACACCAAUCCCAAGUUUCCUUUCGAGCUUCACAGACUGCCAAAAGUCUCGAAGAAAACUAGCAGAGAUAGGAUGAGGAGCUGGUUCUCACCUAAUCCCAGUAAUGAUCCACGCGAUCCGAUAGUUGAGCAGACAAACCAACGAACUCUCCAACGACUCCGGCCUAACAUAAGACCCGGUCUUGGUCUUUCAAGUCCACCAAGUUGGACUCCGAAACCGAUCAUCAGCCCUCUUGCAAUGGUCCUUGAUCACUUUGAGCAAUUAUGAGAGAAAGAAGGGCUCCAGUGAGGAACGGCCUUCGUCGAUACCAAGAAAAUGUUGUUUAUAGAAUUCCUGUUACAUC